CAGCAGGUAAGGCAAAUGAAAACACGGGUCCUGCCAGCCACUAGAGUCAGUCCGAGGAUGUCAGAAUCACCUCACGUGAUUCCUAGGAAAAGCCUCCGGGCUCCCGUGGCUCUUACUGCAGCCCCAAGAGGAGGGAACGAGGAGUCAGUGAGGAAGGCUGACCUGGGAGAAGAGGGUGAUUGAAAGAAAUCAGCGUGGAGCUGGGGCCCCCAAAGCCUGGAGGCUUGAGGAGAUGGGGUGUGUUAGCUAGAAUCCUGAUCUGAGCCCUACCCUGCGGAGAGUGACUACUUUCCCCGUUUUCUUGAGAAGAAAGAUUCCCAGGCGGUGCCUCAAGGAGCCUAAAAACAUCCUGGGGCAUAAAAGGACGCUGGAAGGUCAACUGGAAGGAAGGCUGGGCAGCCUGAGGCCCCGAAGGCUCCUGAGCCAGGCCGGGGGACAGGCAGGCAGCAGGUGGGAACCGUCUCCUUGGCAGAGGCUUGUCCAGAGAAGAGGUGGGGCUCGGCGGUCUGGCGCCCCCGCCGGGCCCUCCCAGUUCUGCCUCUCGCCUUACCCUCUCUGGGCACCUGCUGGCCUGGCCGUGGCAGCCACUCUGAGACACUGGGAGCCUGGAGCUUGUCCUUAGGAGGUUCCAAGUCCAGCAAGGAGGAUGGCCCGUGAGCAGGCGGUAAAGGGAGGAGAGCAGCAGACCGUCGCAGGGUAACGCGGGUAGAGCUGGUGAACAGCGGGGCAUCUGGCCCAGCCUGGGAGAGAGGCCUGUGCUAGCGGUACUCGGGCUGGAUGGGGCAGCGCUCCUGGCCGGCAGGAGAGCAGAGGCUCGGAGGGAGAAUGCUGCAGAGCCGGUGAUCUGGAAGUCUGCAACAGCUGGAACACAGGCGGUGAGGCGCCUGUUGUAAGAGGUUCGCUGGGUCAGCGCGUAGAAGCCCUUGGCGGCCAAGCUCAAGAUUGAGGUAUCCAGGGAAGCAUUCCAGGCAGGAGAGGAGCGCGGUCAGGUUUUCAAGCUGGCGCCAUCUGGAGAAGGGGGUCUGGAGCCAGAAAGGCUCAGCUUGCACUCCCAUUGUCCGGGCUGCAAGCCCUGGCUUGGGCUGGCGACCCCAGGAGAGAAAGCCCGGCUCGGUGCGCAGGGGAAAGGGCAGAGUCGAGAGAAGCAGGGGGGAAGUGGGUUCCGUUUGCCUGUAUUCUAGCUUAGGAGUGGGAGGCUUCACUGAGACCACUUGGUACAACCCGCUAAGGUGGGCACAUCACCAGCCCCACUCCCAUCCGUGCCUCGGACCUGAGCAGAGCAGGAGGCCCCGCCUUGGCUCCUCGGAGGCCCCAGGCACGGGGGCAGCUCCAGGAAACUUAGGUUUUGAGCUGACACCAGUGCUCGCGGUGGUGAGGGGCUGCCCCCCUGGAGGAGGCCGGGGGCAUGGGUUGCCAGGCUGUUGGGUGAGGAGUGAUCCAACUAGGGUGGGGCAGUGGGGCCUCAGAUGGGCCACCGUUUUCCUCUCCAAAGGAAAGGAACUUUUCUUUGUGAAUUUUUUUUUUUUUUUAAACACAAAUACCUUACAGUGGUAGAAAACUUAGGAAAUGCUAAGCAGAGGAAAAGAAAAUAAAACCACCGUGUUUAUGCUACCCAGGGGUCAUCAGGGCUCACGUUUGUUUUUUUUAAUGUUUAUAUUUUGACAGAGACAGAGCGUGAGCAGGGGAGGGGCAGAGAGAGAGGGAGACACAGAACCCGAGGCAGGCUCCAGGCUCCGAGCUGUCGGCACAGAGCCCGACGCGGGGCUCAAACUCACGAACCGCGAUAUCGUGAGCUGAGUGUUAACUAACUGAGCCACCCAGGCGCCCCGGGCUCCCAUCUCGAUAUGUCUCUUUCCAGGUCUUUUCAGUACACACGUGUGAGAGUGCUGAUUGGUGCAUCUCCUUUUUCCUGAAGCGUCCCCAAGGUGAUGGCAGUAGCCUAGCGGUCUGGGACCCUCCCCCGCCGCAGCGUGGGGAGCCUGGUUCUGUGAGCUACUGGCUCCCGCAUCUCACCACCCCCGCGGCUUUGCCGAGGUUGUGCCCGUGCUAUGGAGAAGAGGCUUCGGAUAAAGGAAAAGUUGCGAAUUCCUUCACUUCUUGGGUGUAUAUAGAAUGUCCCGGAUUUGGUUGGAUUUAAUGGGCGGAACAGCGAAGGACACACCCAUCUUGCCGGAAGCGGAGAUCUCCCUGCCUUUUUGUGUGAAGAGUGUGGCUUCAGCCGGCUGCUGAGGAGCCUGGAGUUCUUGGCUGUGGUUUUUUCCUCUGAGUCGGAAUCAUUUUCUCCCCGGGCUUCCAGAAUCACCAGAGGAAUCUUCAUGGCAGAAUCUCCAAGCCGCGCCACCUUCUCUCUCUGAAGCCAAGCCCACCACGCCCUAGAAACUUCCCUGGAACGUCCUGUCUGUGCCUGGCUGAUGCGGAGACUUGCCGUCCCGGUUCACCUUGUCGCCUCUGUUCUGAGAAGGCGAUUUGAGCUCUCCUAUGCCGAGGCGCCCAGAAACCACCGCGGACCUCCUUCUUUCCUGCGCCGGUAAGUCCCAAGGACUUUUGUUUUCUUCUGUAGCCAAGUGAGUAAAGAGGUCGCCUCCGGGGGAGGGGGCGCGGCACGUGGCCUCCUGGGCCCGGGGCAGCCUCCCCCCACUUUCUUGCUCCCGCCCCCACCCCUGUCGUCUCUCUCUCAUUUCAUUUUUUUUUUUUUUUUUUUUUUUUUUAAUCUUUACCGCCUACGUCUUUUUCUGCUCUGGUCCGCUCACGGCCUUGUCUCCCCACCAGGAGUCCCUCCCUCGCCACCUGUGGGUGUUUUUACAGCUGGGGAGGGACCCAGCAGCCCCGGGGGUUCAGCACCUCGCCAGCCUCUUAGGGCUCUCGGCCAGCUCUGCAGGGACAGAGAUGAGCCGCUCUGGGGCUGCGGGCAUCUGCUCCCGGUUUGUCUUCGCCGGCCUGUGGUUUUCUAUUUUUGACCCUACGGAAAUUUUUCUUUUUCUUUAUGGUCUCCGAUUCGGGGCUCCAGGGAAGGGGAGAAAGGCCUCCCUCGCUCCACGGUGACAAAUGCUGGCUUUACCGUAGGCCUUUCUUGGUGUCGUUUUACUUGCAGGUGUCCGACCUCCCCCCGCCCCCGGCAGUCGGCAGCUGAGGGUCUGCUGGCAUUUUGAUGAUUGUUUCCAGUUGUCCCAACGGGACUUACUUGAUUAAGCCUCGUUUUCUACAUCGAAUGUACCACUUUGCCUUCAUCGUAUGGCAGAUUCUCGUACACUGGAACCAAAAAUCGACCUUCUUGAUCAGCACACGGAAAUCAAAAUAAUGAAUAGCAGUUUUCACCUCUUGGUUUGGCAAACAAAUUUUUUUUUUUUUUAGUUUGAGGAUACGCUGUCCUGGGGAAGGAGUAAGACCGCGUUCUUGUGCUCUGUCGGCCCGAGGGGUGUCAGUGGGCACGUGCUUUUGCGAACAACUUGGCAAAAGUCACCAACAGUUUUUUGUUUUUUAAACGCACGAACUUUAUUUGUUUAACCUUUGUUUUUGAGAGAGACAGAGACAGAGCCCGAGCCCGAGUGUGAGCAGGGAAGGAGCAGGGAGAGAGGGAGACACAGAAUCCGAAGCAGGCUCCGGGCUCCGAGCUGUCGGCGCACAGCCCGAUGCGGGGCUCGAGCCCGCGAACUGUGACGUCGUGACCUGGACCCAAGUCAAAAGCCAGACGCUUCGUUAGCCCCCGGAGCCAGCAGGAGCCCUACGUUUUUUGCCAACGCACGUUACUCUUGUAGGUUCCCUGUUCCCCUCCGUUCCGUCCUUCCCUGUUCCAACACGGGGACACGUGGGUUGUGGCGACUGGGAGAAAACCAGAAUAAUCCCCACUGCGGGACAGCGGUUACCGCCGAGAAGGGGGCCAAUCAGGGAGGGCGCAGAGUGGCUCCGAGGACGGUGACGCUCUGUCUCUUGGCCCGGGCGGGGGCACGCGAGUGCUCAUCAUUGCUCUCUUACCUGCACACGUUUUCUAUCCGCACGUGUAGGGAAGAUACACUUCACCAUCCGAACAAAAGGUGCUUAUCACGGGGCGGGGCGGGGGGCGGCACCUGCCCUCAGAGUUGAGGUUGACUUGACUUGACCUCGAUGCCGUUAACUUGCUCCCGUCCUUCAGACCUUCCGUUCCCACUCUGCAGGUUCCCGCUUUAUGCUUUUCCAGUUUUCUGUAUUCCACCAUCUCCUGGAUCCUCACUACUUGGCUCUCAACGCCACCGGCCCGUGAACCUAUCCCAGUAAUGUCCCCCCGGGACCCGGAGAGCAGGAAAAUGCCUUCUUCUACGAGCAAAGAAAUGGUUCGGACCUAGGCGAGAACGGAAUUAGAAUCACCGAAGCUCGUUUUUAUGAAGGACGCGCUGUGUGCCAAGCUGCCCGCGCGGUCUGGGGACAGCGGGGACCCCGCGUCUCUACAGUCCGGCCGGGGGCUUCCCUUCUUGUCGACGCUGGUCAGUGGAUGGCGGGUGCUGCCGCCGGGCUAUCUGGGGACAGGUUUCCGUGUCUGCGGCGGGGAAGGCGUAGGAUCGGGGUAAUAGAUUUCAAAAGCACGGAUUACGGUCUUGCUGCCAGAAGGGUUUUCUGGGCCUGUGUUAGGGGGCAUUUCUGUUUUCUAUCUACUAGUUGAUUCCUUUUUUUAAUGCCAUUUUUAAGUCAAGAAAGGGGGGGGAAUCUCAUCUCGACUUGACUCUGUAUCCGAGGUGCAGUCUCUCUCCACGCGGAGACCACGCUGCCCCCCUCCCCACCCCGCACCGAAGUGUCCUCUCCUGUGGCCCCCCACGGCAGAGGGCGCCGGCUGCCCGACGUUCUCCGGGAAGGGCUUCCUUUGGCCCGGCUUGGGCUGGGUGUCCUCCCCCGGACCCAUCAACCCUGGCCGGAGGGCGGGCGUCUCUAAGCACCCGGCAGACCCUCCGGGGACGCCGGGCCGCUCCCUCGGCCUCACGGCGCUCGGCAGAGGGCAGCGGGGACGAGGCCUGAACGGGCCGCAUCCGGAGAGCGCGGCCAAGAGGCGGGUCUGGGGCCAAGACCUGGGGGAAGGACCCGCCAGAGAGCCACGACCGCACCGCCGGGGGGCUCACGGGGAGAACCGGCGGCGGCUCAGGAGCCAGAGGAGCACAGAGCAGAGCAGCAGCAGGAGACUUGGGUCAGCCGAGCUGCAGGUGGGGCCGAUGCUCGGAGUGCCCGUCCCACAGCGCCCGUGACUCUUGCUUUUUACCCUUGGGCCCGUUCGGGGUCACCAGCUGCGGCUCUCCCGCCCUGAGGCCACGGUUUAUUCACGCCUAGAAUCGGGGCGGCCGGCCCAGAGCAGGGGACCUCGUGGUGCCCGUUAAUGCCCGAAGACGUCUCUGCUUUAUCAGAACCCUCGGCCCAGGCCCGAGCGGCAGCGCAGACCUGAGCCCACACGCCGCUCGGCCACCUGCAGGGGGGCGAGCGGGGGGCCCGACGGGUCCCCCGGGGGGGGGCCGGACACGCCGGACGGCAAGGAACGCGUCAGCGGCGGAAGCAGGCGGCUUGCAGGAUGCGUGGGAAACGGCCCAGCUGCGCGGACCCUCACAGGUAGAGGGAGGGGACCCGCAAACGACGGCCGUGCACGUGUUCUGCGAACACAGGUGCUCGUGGUCAGGAAAGCCGAUCGACGGGUCCCGUGUGUUACUGCCAUUACACCUGCGUGACCGCGGACCCGACGGAGUCCCGUUUCGCACCUAUGGGGACCGCUUUCCCGCACCGCUGUGAGGAAGCAGUAGAAUAACCCCCGAGGACCGGACGGCGGGAUGGCGGGGGCUCUGCUGGGUGCCCUGCUCCUCCUGGAGCUCCUCGGUGGAGGUGACGGCAAGAACGAAGAGCUACGUCUCUACCACCAUCUUUUCGACAACUAUGACCCAGAACGCCGGCCGGUGAAGGAGCCUGAAGACACUGUCACCAUCAGCCUCAAGGUCACCCUGACCAACCUGAUCUCACUAAACGAGAAAGAGGAGACCCUCACCACCAGCGUCUGGAUUGGAAUCGACUGGCAGGAUUACAGACUCAACUUCAGUAAGGACGACUUCGGGGGCAUAGAAACCUUGCGGGUCCCUUCGGAGCUCGUAUGGCUGCCUGAGAUCGUACUGGAAAACAACAUCGACGGCCAGUUCGGCGUGGCCUACGACGCCAACGUGCUGGUCUACGAGGGCGGCUACCUGAGCUGGCUGCCCCCGGCCAUCUACCGCAGCAGCUGCGCCGUGGAGGUCACCUACUUCCCCUUCGACUGGCAGAACUGCUCGCUCGUCUUCCGCUCGCAGACUUACAACGCCCGAGAGGUGGAGUUCGUCUUCGCCGUGAAUGAGGAGGGCGAGACCAUCAGCAACAUCGACAUCGACACCGAGGCCUACACUGAGAACGGCGAAUGGGCCAUCGAUUUCUGCCCCGGACUGAUCCAUCACCACGGGGGCUCCGCGGACGACCCGGGGGGCAUUGACGUCAUCUACACGCUCAUCAUCCGCCGGAAGCCACUCUUCUACACAAUCAACAUCAUCGUGCCCUGCGUGCUCAUCUCGGGCCUGGUGCUGCUCGCCUACUUCCUGCCGGCGCAGGCCGGCGGCCAGAAGUGCACCGUGUCCAUCAACGUCCUGCUGGCGCAGACCGUCUUCUUGUUCCUGAUCGCCCAGAAAACCCCCGAGACGUCGCUGAGCGUGCCGAUGCUGGGCAGGUACCUCAUCUUCGUCAUGGUGGUCGCCACGAUCAUCGUCAUGAAUUGCGUCAUCGUGCUCAACUUGUCACUGCGGACGCCCACCACGCACGCCGCGUCUCCUCGGCUGCGCCACGUCCUGCUGGAGCUGCUGCCUCGCCUCCUGGGCUCCGGCGCGCCGCCCGAGCCCCCCCGGGCCGCCUCGCCGCCCCGGCGCGCGUCGUCGGUGGGCCUGCUGCUCCGCGCCGAGGAGCUGAUACUGAAAAAGCCGCGGAGCGAGCUCGUGUUUGAGGGGCAGAGGCACCGGCAUGGGCCCUGGACCGCCGCCCUCUGCCAGAGCCUGGGCGCCGCCGCCCCCGAGGUCCGCUGCUGCGUGGACGCCGUGAACUUCGUGGCCGAGAGCACGCGAGACCAGGAGGCCUCCGGCGAGGAGGUGUCUGACUGGGUGCGCAUGGGGAAGGCCCUCGACAACAUCUGCUUCUGGGCCGCCCUGGUGCUCUUCGGCGUGGGGUCCAGCCUCAUCUUUCUGGGGGGCUACUUCAAUCAAGUGCCCGAGCUGCCCUACCCGCCGUGUAUGUAGACGGCUCUUCCACCGCCUCCGGGAGGAAACCGGGCGUGAAAAAACCAAGUUGCGGUCGCUGCCGUAGUGGGAUUCUUUCCCAAUGCCGAUAAUAAACCCGGGCCUUUCCGUCUCAA
Molecule: messenger RNA, 7366 nt
Organism: Felis catus (domestic cat)
Lineage: Eukaryota; Metazoa; Chordata; Mammalia; Carnivora; Felidae
Gene: CHRNE
Product: cholinergic receptor nicotinic epsilon subunit
Exons: 15
Coding region: 5778-7250 (490 amino acids)
Biological process (GO): monoatomic ion transmembrane transport; signal transduction; chemical synaptic transmission
Cellular component (GO): neuron projection; synapse; postsynaptic membrane
Molecular function (GO): acetylcholine-gated monoatomic cation-selective channel activity; transmembrane signaling receptor activity
Source: RefSeq, a predicted model, not a curated record